GCUCUAACCUCAAAACAAAAAACAAAAACAAUUGAAGUCCCACUUCAAUAAAUGAUCCUCUAAUCAGCAAAGCAAUCCCAAAGCAAAGAUUAUUUUUCUUUUCCCUCUCUUGUCUUCUUCUUCUUCAUCUUUCCAUAAAUCCAACCUUAAAAAUCCUUAACCUUUUCAAUCUCAACAACUACAUGUAAUAAUUUGUUCAUAUUCUUAAAAAAAUGGAGGGUUAUAGAUCCAUGUCUUGCAGAGAUGGAAGAACACAAAUAACUGAACACUAUGAAGAAGAUGAUGAAGAUGAUCAUAAACCAGCACCAAGAUCAGGCAUGCAAGAUUUAAGAUCUUACAGUGUUAGCCAUGCAGGUUCAGUUCAGCUUGGCAAGGAGUUGAAGAUCAAGAAAGGAAAAAAUAACAGUAAUCUUGGUUCAUCAUCUUCUUUAAAGAAUUGGAGUUUUAAUGAUCCUGAAUUGCAGAGGAAAAAAAGAGUUGCUAGCUACAAAGUUUAUUCCGUGGAAGAGAAAAUGAAAGGUUCUUUCAGGAAAAGUUUUAGAUGGAUCAAAGAUUCUUACACUCAAGUUGUCUAUGGGUGGAGGUAGGUGACUUGUAGAUUUUUCGGAGAUGAGAGCGUUUGUGGGAGGAAUUAAAUCCGUAAUCUAGCAGAAUGCUGUUUAACGUUUAUACCAUUUGAGUUAUAAUUGUCUGUGUUGUUUUAUGUUUAUGUUGUUUUAAGUUUAUUAUGAUGAUGAAUCUAUAGUUUUCUGUGUUGAGCUAGAUCUGGGAUGUUGGAGUUUUUACUAAAUGUGUCAGUUCUUGGAUUUUAAAGGUUAAUAAUUUUGGUGAA
This is a messenger RNA of Mercurialis annua (annual mercury), 832 nucleotides long. RefSeq lists its product as uncharacterized. Lineage: Eukaryota; Viridiplantae; Streptophyta; Magnoliopsida; Malpighiales; Euphorbiaceae. The transcript has a single exon. The coding region runs from base 213 to 587 and encodes 124 amino acids. The record is from RefSeq and is a predicted model, not a curated record.